This is a messenger RNA of Callorhinchus milii (elephant shark), 1195 nucleotides long. RefSeq names its product brain-derived neurotrophic factor (gene bdnf). NCBI's taxonomy places the organism in Eukaryota, Metazoa, Chordata, Chondrichthyes, Chimaeriformes, Callorhinchidae. Bases 186 to 968 code for a protein of 260 amino acids. The record is from RefSeq and is a predicted model, not a curated record. The transcript has 2 exons. Gene Ontology annotation, molecular function: growth factor activity; nerve growth factor receptor binding. Gene Ontology annotation, biological process: negative regulation of neuron apoptotic process; positive regulation of peptidyl-serine phosphorylation; positive regulation of collateral sprouting.
GGGAGAGAGGAAAAAAAAAAAAAAAUUUUUUUUAAAAAAAUAAAUAAUAGGUGGCAACGUUGGAAAAUGUUGGUCUUUGGAGGGGAAACAGACUCUCGUCGGAUCCGAUAUUGGAAAAAGUCGCUCAUAAUGUACCAGAAUUUUGGCGAUGCCUUUGGACUUAGAUCCAUCAGGUGAGGAGAGUAAUGACCAUCUUGUUCCUUACUAUGGUUAUCUCAUAUUUCGGUUGCCUGAAAGCUGCCCCAAUGAAAGAAGCUGGAGGCCGAGGUCAAGGCGGCUCCCUGUACCCAGCUCUACGGCCUCAUGGGACGCUGGACAACCUGAUAAGUGGUGGAGGAGGAGGUGGACGAGGUGGAGGAGGAGCAGGAGGCGGUGGUGGUGGAAAUGGAGAACUGGGCUCUUUGGCCAACACGUUCGAGCAUGUGCUGGAGGAGCUACUGGAGGUGGAACAGGAGCCCAGGCCGAGCGAGGGAGGCAAGGACGUGGAUUUGUAUUCGUCCAGGGUCAUGGUGAGCGGCCAAGUGCCUUUGGAGCCGCCCUUGCUCUUCCUGAUGGAGGAGUACAGGAACUAUUUGGAGGCGGCCAACAUGUCGGCCAGGGUGAGGAGGCACUCUGACCCUGCCCGGCGCGGCGAGCUGAGCGUGUGUGACAGUAUUAGCCAGUGGGUGACCGCCGAGGCGAAAAAGACAGCCGUGGACAUGUCGGGGCAGACUGUGACCGUCCUGGAGAAAAUCCUCGUCCCCAACGGCCAACUCAAGCAAUACUUUUACGAGACCAAGUGCAACCCAAAGGGUUUCACCAACGAAGGGUGUCGAGGGAUAGACAAGAAGCACUGGAACUCCCAAUGCAAAACCAGCCAAUCUUACGUGCGAGCCCUGACCAUGGAUAGCAGGAAAAGAAUUGGGUGGAGAUUUAUCAGGAUAGACACGUCCUGUGUAUGUACAUUGACCUUUAAGAGGGGAAGAUAGUGAAUUCACCUGUAUAGAUUUUAUCGAGAAGUUAUCUAUUUGUAUAUAUUACAUUACAGGGUAAAUUAUUCCGUGGGAGAGAAAAAAAAACGAUGACAGAGAAAAAAAAAUAAUAAUUUUAUGGACUGCAUGUAUAAAUGAAGUUUAUACAGUAAAAAAAAAGUGGUUUUACGGUCUAUUUAUUGAACAUUUCCAUGACCCGAGAAGAGAGAGAGAGAGAGAGAGAG